CAGGGAAAAGUAAGCGAAUCACCAAUGUUUGAAGUAAUCAGGCAAACAGUUCGACAAAAUAAAAUAACUGAUCAACGUAUUUGUCGUGCACCGAAUGAACUUCGUUAUUUGGGACAAUCAUAUCGUACUUAUUUAGAUUCAGGUGAAAAAUAUCGUCAAUUACUGGCAAAAUAUUAUGGAAAAUCUGAACGUAGUGUUGAUGAAACAGCUAAAAUGAUGGGUUUUAAAUUACCUGAAAGAUUUAAUCAUUGAUUCAAUCAUUAUGAUCACAUAGUCAUUGUUAAAUAAAAUCAGGAAUUUAGAUCAAAAUUGAAAUUUUUUCCUUGUAAUUAAAAAAAAAUUGAAUAAAAAAAUUUGUAAAUCUCGCAAAAACAAAUGACGACAUAUGAUUUUA
Messenger RNA from Dermatophagoides pteronyssinus (European house dust mite), 394 nucleotides. Its product is annotated as protein FMC1 homolog. The record is from RefSeq and is a predicted model, not a curated record. NCBI's taxonomy places the organism in Eukaryota, Metazoa, Arthropoda, Arachnida, Sarcoptiformes, Pyroglyphidae. Gene Ontology annotation, cellular component: mitochondrion.